Molecule: messenger RNA, 1320 nt
Organism: Mollisia scopiformis
Lineage: Eukaryota; Fungi; Ascomycota; Leotiomycetes; Helotiales; Mollisiaceae
Product: L-lactate dehydrogenase
Exons: 3
Coding region: 1-1320 (439 amino acids)
Molecular function (GO): oxidoreductase activity; FMN binding
Source: RefSeq, a predicted model, not a curated record
AUGUCUUUUCACGUCUCUGGAGACGUAGCGCACCGCACCAAAGCACCAGCUGCAGCUCCCGUUAACCCAGUGGAGUACGAGAAAACAAUCUAUCAGAAAGGCCUCCAAUUCGAACGACCUCUCUUCAGCUUCCAAACCAGCAAAUGGGAAUCUGAAGCCGAGCAGCGCAUGUCUGCCGAAUCCAAAGGCUACAUCAUUGGCAAUGCAGGAACCGGCGAGACGGCACGCAAGAAUCGUGAGGCCUUUGCCAAAUGGUCUAUUGUGCCUAGACGAUUGGUCAAGACCUCGGGAUUACCCCAUCUUGGGAUGAAAGUGUUUGGCAAGGAGUUUCCGUUUCCGAUUGCUACGGCGCCGGUUGGCGUUCAGCGCAUUUUUAAUCCGGAAGGAGAGCUUGCUACGGCUGCUGCGGCGGCUAAGGAAUCUGUGCCAUACAUUGUUCAUCUUCAAGCACGUCUUGAGGAAGGUAUAUUGACUGAGGAACUGUACAGAAUGAGCACUGCGAGCAGCACUAGCAUUGAAGAUGUUGCCAAAGCCAAUAAAGAGGAUGGUGUUAGAUGGUACCAACUUUAUUGGCCAUCAAAUGACCAUAACGAAAUCACUGCAUCACUACUCUCCAGGGCCAAAAAAGCUGGUUUCUCGGCUUUAUUCAUCACACUUGACACAUAUAUCCUCGGCUGGAGGCCAAGUGAUAUGGACAAUGGAUACAACCCAUUCCUCCGGUCCGAUAAAAUCGGUGUAGCCAUUGGAUUCUCAGAUCCGAUCUUUCGGUCACACUUCAAAGCCAAACACGGCGUCGAAAUCGAAGAGGAUGUUCACACGGCUGCCGCCGAAUGGACCAGAAUCGUCUUUCCAGGCGUCAGCCAUGGAUGGGAGGAUAUCGAAUUCCUCAAAAAGCACUGGGACGGACCGAUCGUACUGAAAGGUAUCCAGACCGUAGCUGACGCAGAAAAGUGCGUCGAGCUUGGCCUCCAGGGCAUUGUCGUCAGCAACCAUGGUGGAAGGCAGGUGGAUGGCGGUGUGAGUUCCCUUGGUGUCCUUCCGCGGAUCGUCGAUGCAGUUGGUGACAAGCUGGAUGUUUUCUUUGAUUCCGGCAUCAGGGCUGGAGCUGAUAUUGCGAAAGCGAUGGCGUUGGGGGCGAAGAUGUGCUUGAUCGGUCGACCUUUUAUUUAUGGCUUGGUGAUGGGAGGCGAGGAGGGCGCGCAACAUGUGUUGAAGAGCUUGCUUGGCGAUUUGGAGCUGACCUUACAUCUUGCUGGCAUCCAAUCUGCACGCCCUGAACACCUCAAUAGGAGCUUGCUGGAGAGAGAAGAUCGACUUUGA